AUGGUUGUUAUUUGAAGCCAGAUCAACGAUUUAAAGCUGACUGCCAGCCAGCAUGGGUAGGCGCUCGUCUGACAGUGACGAUGACAGUCGGAGCAGGAGGAAGAAAAAACAGCGUCGCCGUUCAUCCUCCUCUUCCUCGUCUUCGUCCUCAUCCUCCGCCAGCAGGGUGACCAGCACCCGGAGCCGCAGGUCCAGUCGCCGGAGCCGUUCACGAUCCAGAGACAGAGACAGAGAGAGAGACAGGAGGCGAAGGAGACGUUCCAGCAGCAGUUCGUCCUGCAGUUCAUCUCGCAAGAGGAGGAGUCGCAGUGCAGAGAAAGACAAAGGGAGGAGCCACCGUUCAUACAAGUCACACAGCCGAGACAAGAGGUCUCAUUCUCGCCACAGACGCUCUCGGAGUAAGAGUAACAGUCGCAACCGGAGAGUGAGCCGUAGUCACAAAAAGAGUCGCAGCCACAGUCGCAGAAGGAGCGGCAGCAGAGACCGGGACAGGAGUCGACGCAAAGGCCGCGAUCGGGACAGGGAGAAAGAGAGGGAGAGGGACAGAGGGAAAGACCGAGACAGAGACAAGGACAAGAGUAAGGACAAGAUGGAGAAAAAGGGGGACGCUGGGAACAUCAAAGGAAGAUUAGAACAUCUGACUCCAUCAGAACAGGCUAAAGUUCGAAUGCAUAUGGUUCUUCAGGCUGCAGCGAAGACGGAUGAGGUGCUGAAGGCCAAAGUUGCCAAGAGAGAGGAGGAGGCCCGAAAGAAGCUGGAAGAAGAGGGAACUUCUCUGGAGGAGCAAGUGCGAAGGAUAAAGGACAUCGAGGCCAUCGAGAGUGAUUCCUUUGUUCCUCAGGCUUUCAAAUCAUCCAGGGAUGAUAUAAAGACUGAGCCAGUUGAGGUUAAGCAGGAGUCAGAGAGGGAAGAUUCUCAGGACGUUGCUCUUCCCAUUUCCAUCGUCUACAAUGACAAUGACACUCUCGCCCAUCCUACUAUGUUCAUGGACAAGGAAAAGGCUGAGGACCUGUGGCUCAACAGACUGGUGUCCCUGCGACAGGAGAGGCUCAUGGGAAGUCCUGUGACCUAAAAAAACACCCAACAAACAGAAGUUUCUACCCUUCGUUCACUCAGUCAAGUUUUCCUCCUUGUCAGAUUCAGUCAUCACAGCAUUUCUGAAUUCACUCGUCUGCUAAUUUCUAAUACCUGUUGUAAAAACUUGUAAGAACUGGAGCAAAUGAACAGCUUUUGGUCCUGAUGUGCUUAUUAUUUUAUAAUUGUACAUUUUAUUAAAUUGUUGUUUGGCUCUGUUAUUUUUGAAUUACGAUGAGGUGGUUUGUUUUACCAUGUAGAUGUAGCAUUUGAUACACUUUGGCCUUUUUUUAAUCAACUCAGUAAAUAAAGAUAUGUAGGUUUUUUUGAGUGAAAACUGUUUUGUGCUUCUC
Scomber japonicus (chub mackerel) is the source of this 1427-nucleotide messenger RNA. RefSeq names its product arginine/serine-rich coiled-coil 1 (gene rsrc1). Gene Ontology annotation, biological process: alternative mRNA splicing, via spliceosome. Gene Ontology annotation, cellular component: cytoplasm; nucleus. Lineage: Eukaryota; Metazoa; Chordata; Actinopteri; Scombriformes; Scombridae. The record is from RefSeq and is a predicted model, not a curated record. Bases 53 to 1072 code for a protein of 339 amino acids. The transcript has 10 exons.